Messenger RNA from Symbiodinium sp. CCMP2592, 1671 nucleotides. The record is from the annotation of a GenBank genome assembly. NCBI's taxonomy places the organism in Eukaryota, Dinophyceae, Suessiales, Symbiodiniaceae.
AUGAACCCAGCUCUGCUCGACGACCUCCGAGCACUGGCUGUUUCUGGUGAGGGGCUGCUCGCCGAUACAGUCCUGAAAGGGAGGAACGGCGACGUGCAGGCCCACUUGGCGUUUCUGGAGGUGCGAUGUCCGCAGCUCGCUCAGAAGGCCGUGAAGGAUUCGGACAGGGCUUUCUGGACGAUUUUUCUGCUGGAUGAUGCAGUAAGUACGCUUCGGCAUCUGGUACUAUACCUCUACACGGAUGCAUUGCCUGAUUCUUUUGGUGUCAACAUCAUUCCCGCCUUGGAUUUGCUCAUCUUCGCCGGAAGUUUGGUGAGCAGUCCAGCCCAAGUCUUUUCAGGAACGAGCCGGAUGAAGAAGAGCAGGUUAGAAGACGGCUCACGUGUAGUGCGACGUUUGUACGCCUUAUGCGAGCAACACAUCCUCUCGUCUAUCACCACGGCCCACGUGGUGGAAGUGCUACAGACAGCUCUAAAAAUUGGCUCGAAGAAGCUACAAAACGGCGUAGAUCGUUUUCUUGCAGGUGAAGGGCGUGACUUGAUCAAGUGCAUGAGCUUCAACCAGUCACUGUUUGCCCUCAAUUCUGAGCAUCCAAUAGCGGUGGCGCGUGCAGUCAGUGCAGCAGCUGGGAAUACUCAGGUUCUUCUAAGUGACUCUGGCGAUUCGACGGAGGUGCCCCCUUCCCAGUUGUUGGAGCAUCUCGAAGUACUUCUCGAAUCCACUCGUGCUGCAGACGGCACAUCACUCGACCUUGUUUCGAAAGUUGACUGCCGUAUUUGCUGGGAAGGGCAGAGCGAGCAAGCGACUUAUCAGCUGGCCGCACACCGUUUCAUGCUUGCAGCACGGUCUGCAUAUUUUGCUGCGAUGCUGUCGAGUCCAAUGAGGGAAAGCUCGAGUGGACACGUUCCGAUAUCACUUCCGCUGGCGCCAAGCUCUGCUGCCGCAAAGGCUUUUCUGCGAUACCUUUAUACAAGCACGUUCCUUGAUGAGGUGGGCGGCCAACCCUUGACUACCUGUGACUUGGUUGACUUACUAGCCAUCGUGGAGGGGCCAGGUGGCCACAACUUCCUUCAGCUGUCUGAGAGAGCCUUGUCGGAAGUCCAGCAACAUGUACUGGCAAGUCUUGAAGGCGCCGACAAAACUGCCAGCAUGAUAUUCCUGCAAAGAUCGAUGGCCCAGCAAUGCAAACCUGCAUUGCCAUUAGCUUUCGAUGAAGCCCUUGAGAACUGUGCGGUCGUGUGUCCCGACCUCGAGUCGUUCAAAGCUUGCUUCCUCACGGCCAAAGAGGAGUGGUGGACGCCGGAAAUGGAGCAGAACAUGUAUCUUGAACUUCUGUGGCGGCGGAGUUCUGUGAUGCAGACCGAGUGCAAGGAAAGCAUCGCCGCACGCCGAAAAGAAGAGCGCGCACUCCACUUCCGAAUUUUCCACCGCAAGUUGGACCAACGUGAGGUGUCGUACCUGGUCUCGUUGGAUUGGUGUGCUGCCUGGCGCGGCUUCUUAGUUGGCCGACAUGGACCUCCCGGUCCAAUAAGCAACCAUCGACUGGUUGGAGAUGGUUCUCGCUCUAAGUCUGUGUCACUGAGCCGUGCUUCUUGGAAGUUUCUGCAAUCUCGCUAUGGAGGUGGGCCGGAGAUCAAGCAAUCUGGUGUUGGAUCGAGAUCUUCGCCUUAG